UCAUUCUCAGUUCAGUGUAGAACAUCUCCCGGUCCAGCGUAGGACCCGUGAUCGCGAUGUUUCAUCUCAAAUCAGUGCCCAAGUGUGUGCGAUCCUCCCCAUGCGAGUUGGGGAAACUACUCAAGGCCUUCGCCCCUGCGGUUCUCCAGAGCAGCAGUGUUCACAACCUCCCCGACAAGCUGAAGGAUGUCCCCACCGCAGAGAACCCCAGGUUCUUUGACAUGGUCGAGUACUUCUUCCACCGCGCUUGUCAGAUCGCCGAGGACAAGCUGGUGGAAGACAUGAAGGGGAAGAUGUCUGUGGAAGACAAGAGGAAGAAGGUGAAGGGUAUCUUGUUGGGAAUGCAGCCGUGUGAUCACAUUCUGGAGAUAGCGUUCCCGAUCAGACGUGAUUCUGGAGACUGGGAGAUGAUCCAGGGAUAUCGAGCUCAGCACAGUGUUCACAGAACUCCGUGCAAAGGAGGUAUCCGUUUCUCACUGGACGUGUCACGUGACGAGGUGAAGGCUUUGUCAGCGCUGAUGACAUUCAAGUGCGCCUGUGUGGACGUGCCCUUCGGUGGCGCCAAGGCGGGCAUCAAGAUCAACCCAAAGACCUACAGCGAGCACGAGCUGGAGAAGAUCACCAGGAGGUUUACUCUAGAACUGGCCAAGAAAGGCUUUAUUGGACCGGGAGUGGACGUCCCUGCUCCAGACAUGGGAACGGGAGAGCGAGAGAUGUCCUGGAUAGCUGACACGUACGCUAAGACCAUUGGUCACUUGGAUAUCAACGCCCAUGCCUGUGUGACCGGCAAGCCCAUCAACCAGGGAGGUAUCCACGGACGAGUGUCCGCCACAGGGCGUGGAGUGUUCCACGGAUUGCAGAACUUUAUCAUGGAGGCUGGCUACAUGAGCAUGAUCAAAACCACUCCAGGCUGGGGUGGAAAAACCUUCAUUGUGCAGGGGUUCGGUAAUGUCGGGCUGCAUACUACAAGAUAUCUCCAUCGAGUAGGGGCCAAGUGCAUUGGAGUCAUCGAGUGGGAUGGAACCAUCUUCAACCCCGAUGGAAUUGACCCCAAGAAACUGGAAGACUGGAAGCUUGACCACGGUACAAUCAAUGGUUUCCCAGAAGCAAAGCCAUACGAAGGAGAAAAUCUGAUGUACGAACCUUGUGAUAUAUUUAUUCCUGCUGCGGUUGAAAAGGUCAUCACGUCUAAGAACGCAGAUAAAAUUCAAGCUAAGAUCAUCGCCGAGGCAGCCAACGGUCCCACGACCCCGGCUGCUGACAAGAUCCUCAUCGACCGUAACAUCCUGGUCAUCCCUGACCUGUACAUCAAUGCUGGAGGUGUCACCGUAUCUUUCUUCGAAUGGCUCAAGAAUCUCAACCACGUUUCUUACGGAAGACUAACCUUUAAAUAUGAGCGAGACUCCAACUUCCAUUUGUUGGAGUCUGUGCAAGAAUCUCUCGAGAGAAGGUUCGGAAGUGUAGGAGGCCGCAUUCCAGUAACGCCUUCAGAAUCCUUCCAGAAGCGCAUUCACGGAGCUUCAGAAAAAGACAUUGUCCACUCCGGUCUGGACUACACUAUGGAGCGAUCUGCCAAAGCCAUAAUGAAAACAGCUGCUAAGUACAACUUGGGCCUAGAUUUGAGAACAGCUGCCUACGUCAACUCAAUAGAGAAGAUCUUCACUACUUACAGAGAGGCUGGACUCGCUUUCUAAAAUUAAAUUUUAACUUGUAAAUAUUUUUUCGUUGUAUCCUGACAUAUAUAUUUAACUGUGUAAACGAUGUAUUUGAUAAAUAAAUUGACCUAAACUCCCA
Molecule: messenger RNA, 1794 nt
Organism: Macrosteles quadrilineatus (aster leafhopper)
Lineage: Eukaryota; Metazoa; Arthropoda; Insecta; Hemiptera; Cicadellidae
Product: glutamate dehydrogenase, mitochondrial-like
Exons: 9
Coding region: 57-1694 (545 amino acids)
Biological process (GO): L-glutamate catabolic process
Cellular component (GO): mitochondrion
Molecular function (GO): L-glutamate dehydrogenase (NAD+) activity
Source: RefSeq, a predicted model, not a curated record